AUGUCUAGUGUGGAUGCAGAGUUUGUCACGAAGAAGACGGUCAAAGGACGGGUUGUGGCAGAAUUCCUGGCAGAGAAUCCGAUUGCAGGUGAUGAAUCAUGGGAAUUGGAAUUUCCAAAUGAACAUUUAUUGUGUGUUGAAACGGGGCUUGGAAAUUGUACUUUGAUGGAUCAGCCAAUAGAAACGUACUUUGAUGGAUCAGCCAAUAGAAACGGAGCCGGAGCCGGUAUCGUGAUAGAGGCACCUAAUGGUGAGGUCACAACAAUGUGCAAAAGAUUAUUACUUCCGGUCACCAACAAUAUGGCCGAAUAUGAAGCGUGUAUCAUGGGAAUGGAGACUCUUCUUGCAUCAGGUGCUAAGGAAUUCGAGGUUAUAGGAGAUUCACUGUUGGUUAUCGAACAUGCUAACGAGAGAUGGAAAGUGGAAGAAGAAAGGUUGAAGCCCUAUUUUGAGUACUUGUUGAAGAAGGCAGCACUCUUUGAUAAGAUCACCUUUACUCAUAUAGGAAGAAUCCAUAACAGAAUUCCGGAUGCCUUGGCAAACUUAGCAUCAGCUUGGCAGGAUUUGAGUAAGGUUGAAUCAGAGGAAGAACCUUGGUUUACGGAUAUUCUGAGGUACAUGAGAGACGGAACCUUUUUUGAUGAUGCGACAAAGGAAGACCAUUCAGUGUUAAGGAAAAUGGCUUUGAAUUAUGUCCUGCCUGAUGGUGAACUCUAUAGGAGGGCUUGGGACGGGAUGUUGCUAAGAUGCAUGUUGGUCAGUUGCUAUAUAGAUUAUAAGGUUGAGCAUCAUUCGGUUGAGCAUCAUCAUUCUUCUCCUUAUCGCCCUCAAGCUAAUGGUGCAGUAGAAGCCGCGAAUAAGGAGAUUAAAAGAAUCCUGUCCAAGAUGUGCGAGUGUGAACCCCUUCCCCAAAAAUAG
Messenger RNA from Jatropha curcas, 918 nucleotides. The record is from RefSeq and is a predicted model, not a curated record. Lineage: Eukaryota; Viridiplantae; Streptophyta; Magnoliopsida; Malpighiales; Euphorbiaceae.